This is a messenger RNA of Heterocephalus glaber (naked mole-rat), 3707 nucleotides long. The record is from RefSeq and is a predicted model, not a curated record. NCBI's taxonomy places the organism in Eukaryota, Metazoa, Chordata, Mammalia, Rodentia, Bathyergidae.
AAUCGGAAGCAGGUAGGGCGGGGCUGGCCUCAGGGGACGGGCAGGUUCGAUGGCGUGAAUAGCCCGGGUACCUUGGCCUCCUACCUCAGCUGCACCUGCACCUGCGCGGUUCUCCCACCCGGGCUCAGAAGGUGACCACCAGUGUCGCGACCGGCUCGGCAUGGCCUACCCGGGAUACGGCGGAGGGUUUGGAAAUUUUAGUAGUCAGAUACCAGGAUCGCAGAUGCAGAUGGGACAGCCAGUGCCCAGAGCAGGUCCAAACUUUUACCCUGGAGGAUACCAGCCUGGGCACACAGUGUAUAUGGGCAGCUAUUCUUCAGCUGAUGACUCCAUGUGGACUUACUUCACUGCUAUUGCUGGGCAGGAUGGGGAAGUGGAUGCUGAAGAACUGCAAAGAUGUUUGACACAGUCUGGAAUUAGUGGAACUUAUUCGCCCUUCAGCUUGGAAACUUGCAGAAUUAUGAUUGCCAUGUUGGAUAGAGAUUAUACAGGAAAAAUGGGGUUUAAUGAAUUCAAGGAGCUUUGGGCAGCUCUUAAUGCCUGGAAGCAGAAUUUCAUGACCUUUGAUCAAGACCGGAGUGGCUCAGUAGAGCAUCAUGAAUUAAGUCAAGCCAUCGCUGUUAUGGGUUAUAGAUUGAGUACUCAAACAUUAAAUGCUAUUGUUAAACGUUACAGCAAGAAUGGCAGAAUUUUCUUUGAUGAUUAUGUCGCUUGCUGUGUGAAGCUUCGAGGAUUGACAGAAUUCUUUAGGAGAAGAGAUCACUUGCAACAAGGGUGUGUGAAUUUCAUAUAUGAAGAUUUUUUGCAGGGCGCAAUGACAAUUUAAAUGCCUAAGAUUUGAAAGCCAAAGAAAUACUGUGAAUCCUUUUGCUUGAAAGAAAUGAAGUGGACUACCUUAAAGUAAAACUUCAGGGCUUUAUCAUGUUCCUGGCUAUUAAAUCCCUUCUCUUUCUAUGUGUUUUUAUUUUAACACACAAUUAAAAGCAGUAAGUGUUAUGUUUUCUUAUUUGGGUUUUACUGCUUUUGGAAAAAUUAUAAGUACAAAUAUCUGAAUACUAUUGUAAAAUAUUGGUAUAUAAUUAAGUUAUGUCAGUAAUUCUUAGACUUAAUUUUUAACAAUAAAAGUCUAGACUUAGGAACGUGCUAACAUGAUAGAUUGUAUGAGAAGCCAAAAGAUACAAGCCUAGAUAAAAUAUAUUUAUAAUUACCUCAAAAUCACAUAUUGCGGUUUUGAAUUUUGUUUGUGUUGUGGAUAUUUGGGGGUCAGCUGGAAAGGAAAGUGUGGAUAUUGUGCCAUUUUUGAACAGGGUUUGUUCUCUGAUCACAUAAUUAGAGGAUGCAUCCUUUUGGGUCUUUGUGAAAAAGCAAAUUGUAUUUCCUGAAAACCUAUCUGAAUUUGAAUUUAUAAUGAAGUAAGAGUACAGUACGCAUUGAUUUUCCUUUUCUAUUUUUUUGUAGUGCAUAUUUUUCUUAAUAUAUUUUAUUGUCUUCUGUGAAAAAAAAGUUCUUGAACGUAGCUUUUUUUCUCUGUACUCUAUUUCAAUAGUGAAGAUAUAGAUAGCCUGAAAUGGUAUUUUUCUCUAAAUAUAGAUUUUUUUGGAAAUGACACUUAUUUUUAAUUAAUUGUCAACAUUUCCUUGUUCUGUUAAACCAAGCUGUGGCUACUGGGCAGUGUCAACUGUUUAUGUAACAUUUAAAAAAAGGAAGUAAUCUACCAUUCUAUUGAAAUGUGAAAAAAUGAUAAAUUUGGCUUGUGUAACAAUAUUAGCUAGGUUUUUUUUUUUUUUUUGUAUUUGUAAACCAAUACAUGUUUGGAUUAUAUCUGUGAAAUGUGGGCUGUUGAGCUCAGGAGGCUCCCCAGCAACAUGUCUGGGUUGUGUUACUACAGAAAUCACAAAUGAGAGUCACCAGGUUCUUAAUGCUUCAGUCCCUAUAUAAGUUGUUCUUAUGUAGUUUCUUUUUUUGGCAAACACCUGUCUUUUUUAAUGAAGAUUUUAAUAAACCAUGUUUUAUUCUUACAUUUGAACUGAAUAUCUUCUAGCCUGAAAGCAGAUAAAAAAUGACAUAAUUUUAGUCUGGCUGGUAAGCAGACUAAUAUAUAGAUUUUUUAAAACUCUUAUUUGUCUUAAAAGAUGGGAGAUAGAUGGCAUUAUUUUCCGAAAAAGAACUCUUCUGAAGGUACAGAAUUUUAAAUCAGCUGUUAAAUACUUUAAAAAAAUCUAGGGAUGGAAAUAGUGUAUAGUCAUUUUGACACUGAUUUUUAAAAAUAAUUUAUAAUUUGCUGCCAAAUUCAUUUAAGUUAACUUUAUAUGAAUGAGCCAAUAAAUCAUGUAUUUUUGUCCUCUGGCUAUUAUAUUUUUUCAUGGACAUAUGUGAGAGAACAAUAACUGAGCCAUAGAAAGUAUAGAAUUCUAAGUAGAAGUAUAGGAAAAAGCACCUAUAUAGUACAAACACACCAUAUAUCCUUUGUGUUGAACAAUGGUGAUGAUAUGACCAAUGAUCUUAACAGGUGAUAGACAGCCAAAUCACUGUACUUUUGUGAGGUCAAUUAUGAUAAUCUUCUUCACUUGAAUGAUCAUGGUUGAAGUAAAACUUUAAAUGUGAUGUUAUUCAUAAAAGUUUCUACAAAUAACCCUUUGUAUUAGAAAUCUUUACACAAUCCCAAACUUAUCCUUUCUUAAAAGUUUUCCUCUGAGCAUUGAUAAGAGCUCUGUGAAGAUGCUUCCAUGGCCAGAUAUACUUGGAAAGUCUCACCUUCUGCAGGGAGGUUGGGAACGUGUUAGCAUAGGAAAGUCUAAGAUACAUACAGCCUCGUCUAAUUUUAUUUGACCAAAUUUAUUCUAAACUUUUUGGCCAUAGAAGUCCUUUUUCUAGCAAACUCUUCUGAACUGACCCAAUUUCAUUGUCAGGAAAUAAGCAUAAAGAAUAUUUUACCAGGAUGUUUAUACUAAAAUGCAGUUUAUUUUUUGAUGUUUUUAAAAUAAUUAAAUAAGCAGAUGACUUUUACUAAGGUAAAGAUUAAAUAGCUUUAUGAUGAACAUGACUACAAUAUGGAUAUAGUGUAUUAGUUUGUACUGGUUAACUCACAUCCCACUUUCUUUUGAUGAUGCAAAUUAUUAAUAAUGUACACUCUCAAUGUAUAAGUGCUUUUAUUUAUACAGUAAACAUGUUUCCAUGUCAUUUUGAGAAUUUUAAAUAAACAUUCAAAUAGCUUGCUGUAAAGUUUUAUAUAAUACAAAAUUCAUUACAUAUAUAAUAUUAUGAGAUGCUUCAGUUCAAACAACAGUGCAUUAAUUCACAUAUAUCUAAAAGACUGCCAAAGGACUAAAUGUCAAGUAUUGCACUUCUAUUUUGAGUGGUAGCUUACAUAUUUUAAAUUACAUCAAGGGGAAAUCAUUAUUAUGAGAAUAUUAAUUUGGUCCACUUUAAAUGUAAUUUCAAGGACUGUGCUUAAAAUCUGUUUAAGCAUGCAUCCAGUAAAGAAAAAGUAACAAAGAAUGUAGUGAUGUUAUAUAUUUAUUUCCAGAAAAAAACAUUACCCUGGAAGAAAGUAGAAUUUAUUAGUGCAGUUUAAACUCUGUCCAAUUAAAAAAUAACAAAAAUCAAUUUGCGAUUAUUUCUUUAAUUGAAAUAUACGAAUCAAGUUCACUUGUAAUCUUAUGACAUUACUAAACUGCGCAAUCAAAAUAAAUACUGUUUGUCAGUAA